Scatophagus argus is the source of this 1553-nucleotide messenger RNA. RefSeq lists its product as uncharacterized. The record is from RefSeq and is a predicted model, not a curated record. The transcript is spliced from 2 exons. The coding region runs from base 165 to 995 and encodes 276 amino acids. Lineage: Eukaryota; Metazoa; Chordata; Actinopteri; Scatophagidae.
AGUAUGAAAGUGAAACUAGUCUGAGUUGUUUGUGCAAAAGCAGCUGCCAGAGACCGACUUAGACGUGUUGCUUUUCUGACGUUCCCUCGAGAAGAAAUCAACUGGAAACUGAGAGAAGAGAACACACUUUUGUCCUGCGCUGCCCUCCUCUUCCUCCCAGCACCAUGCCGGACACCAAGCUCUGCCUGGAGGCCCUGUCGGCUCUCUGCGGCUGCAGAGUUGAGCCGACUAGCGGAGCGUCCCAGUUCACCCCGCAGGACUUUGUCAAUGUCGUGUCCCUCAAGGAGUUUUACAAGCAGGAGGGCUUCAAAGAGUUGGAGUACCCCAGCCUGGGGACUUUAUCCCUGCAGGACCCGGAAGACCAGGACCUGUACAGCUCCCCCCCGGCGCUGACCGAGCAGCAGGAGAGCUUCAGAGCCACAGUGAAGAUCAACCCCCAGGACUUCUUUCAUCCUCAGUACGACUACGACUUCACAAACAUAAAGGAUGGCAACAAAAAGUUCCUGCGUGGCAAUGAGCAGUACGUGCGUCCCUGUGGGUGGACUCGAGUCGCCCUGAGGGUCACGCAGAAGUACGAGGGCGGGGACGACUGGCUCGGCACGGGGAAGGACGCCUGGCCGGUCUCCUACAAUGGACACAACAUGGACGGCUCCCUCGGCAUCAUCUUGACCCACGGCGGGAGCCCAGAUAACAACCCAAGCUUCCUGGAAGCCGCCGCCAGCUCCCUGGUCGCCGGGGGGACGAGGGGCAGAGGCGUCUACUCCACACCGCAGAUCAACCUGGCGGAGAAGUACUGCAAGUACUUCAAGUCCAAAGUGGACGGCAAGAAGUACAAGGUGAUUCUUCAGAACCGCAUCAACCCUGGGAAGAGGACCAAGUGCCAGAGAGAUGACAUCUGGUUGGUUUACAUCCCUGAAGACUACAACGACGUCCAGGUGAGGGCCGUCGUGCAGGAGUCCAUCCGGCCAUACGGGCUGCUGCUGAAGCAGGAGUGAGGAAGCUGCCAGAACUACUCAGGUGAACAAUUUCAAUCUGAAAGCCUCUCGAUUAUCAGCAAAAACAAACCUUACGAUGAAGACGAUUUGACAUUAGUCCAUCGAGUGGGUUCAGGUGGAAGAGAAACCUCCACCUGACGGGCUGACUUAUGCUGCCAUCAGGUGGAGGAUGAUGAGUUAGUUUCUUUUUUUCUUUCUCUUUCUUUCUUGUAAAUGGAAAGCGGGGACCCUGUAUUAUCUUUGGUGAUCGACGCCUGGUGAAAUUAAAUGCAUUUAAACCGAAAUUGGUGGCAUUACUGUACGAUUAAUACAGACUUCAUGUGGUCAAACAUGAGCUGCACGGAGGAGGACGUCCGAAACAUUGGGACAUUCCCUCUCUGUGACGUGAUUCGACAGUCACGCAGCAGAUGUUCUUCACAGCAGCGACGCUCAGAGCCUUUCUGUCACACACCCUCGCGGUCCCGAGUGUGUCGGCUGUGCAGAUGUUUUGAGCUGGGACUGACUGCUGGAUUCUGUUCUUGUACCUCCAAAUGUGUGAAAUAAAAUGCUGUGCACAGA